Molecule: messenger RNA, 696 nt
Organism: Aspergillus tanneri
Lineage: Eukaryota; Fungi; Ascomycota; Eurotiomycetes; Eurotiales; Aspergillaceae
Exons: 1
Coding region: 1-696 (231 amino acids)
Source: RefSeq, a predicted model, not a curated record
AUGAUUGUCUCCCUAUUCUUCCCAAAAAGGUAUCGAACACAGUACUCCAAACAGGAGAAAACGGGGUACCAGAUUCUUUCUGAGAUGGAAGAAGAAGCUCACUACCUCCCGCCUCAAGCUCAUUCACAUUCCGUCUCCAGGAGAAAAAUAGUAACCAUCGGGGCAUUGGUACUAUUUCCAUUCUUGUUAGGAGCCGAACUUAUCUUGCUUUUGGCUCCUCCUCGCUAUCCUUGGUUCACACAGCAGGAUUGCAACUGUGGGAGCUCCAUCAAAGAGGCGCUGGAGAAAGGCUGCAAAUAUGAUCCGAUGGCAACCUCGUGGCUUCCAUCUAUAUGCCGUGACGAUGAGUUAAUCGACGAAUUUAAUCACGCAGGUCCUGGCCAGGAUGGGGCAUGGGCAUAUUAUACGGACCAGAGUGGCAACCGAACGAUGACUCUGGAGGAGGUAGCGCAGCUGGCGGAGAAGAAGGGCGAUGAGGCAGCGUUCUGGACGACUCAUGAAUGGCACCUCGCACACUGCCUGUUUUACUGGAAGAAGGAAUCGCGCGCGCGCAAGUCUGGGAAGGUGAUGAUUGAGAAGAGCUUUGAGGGGGAAUACCAUGUUAAACAUUGCGCCGAGGUCUUUCAAAGCUGUCGACCUCUACAGGAGAUCAACACACGGUCUUCGGCGGGCCUUAACUCAGAUAUAAUGACAUAG